AUGAACAGUGGGCUUGAUAGCGGGAUCGAGAGUGGGAGCGAGAGUGGGAGCGAUAGUGGGGUUGAGAGUGGGGUUGAGAGUGGGUUUGAGCGUGGGUUUGAGAGCGGGAGUGAGGGAGCGAGUGGAAAAGGUGCAGGGAGUGGCAACGGGGCAGCGGUGGUGGCAGUGGCAGCAGGCAAGGUGGAGGAGGUGGAGCUGCAUGAGGAGGCGGUGCAGUCAUAUGUGUCAUAUGCCAUGUCCGUUAUAGUGGGUCGUGCCCUGCCAGACGCCAGGGACGGGUUGAAGCCAGUGCACCGGCGCAUUCUCUACGCCAUGCAUGAGCUGGGCCUGACGUCAUCCAAGCCGUUCCGCAAGUCUGCUAGAGUCGUGGGAGAGGUGCUAGGGCGUUUCCACCCACACGGCGACACAGCAGUCUACGAUGCUCUAGUGCGCAUGGCGCAGGACUUCUCUUUGCGUGCCCCACUCGUGCACGGGCACGGCAACUUUGGGUCCGUGGAUGCUGACCCUGCUGCUGCCAUGCGCUACACCGAGUGCAGACUGCAGCCCCUCACGGAGAAAAUGCUUUUGGAAGACAUCCGCAGCGACACGGUUGACUUUGCGCCCAACUUCGAUGCAUCAACCAACGAGCCAACAGUGCUUCCAGCUCGCAUCCCCGUGCUUCUACUCAACGGCUCUCAAGGCAUUGCGGUGGGCAUGGCCACCAACAUCCCGCCUCACAAUCUGAGUGAGCUCGUGGACGCGCUCUCAGCGUUCAUUGACAACCCUGCCAUCACCACGGAAGCUCUCAUGCAGAUCUGUCAGGGCCCGGACUUUCCCACCGGAGGGGUCAUUCUCGGCACAUCAGGCAUGGAAGAGGCGUAUCGCACGGGGAGGGGAUCAAUAGUGGUGCGGGGGAGGGCAUAUGUGGAGGAGCUGGGAGGAGGUGGAGCGGGGAGCAGAGGGAAUCGGAUUGGCAUUGUCAUUACAGAGGGGUGGAUAGUGGUGCGGGGGAGGGCAUAUGUGGAGGAGCUGGGCGGAGGGGGGGCAGGAAGCAGAGGCAACCGGCUGGGGAUUGUCAUCACUGAGCUCCCGUAUCAAACAAACAAGGCCGCGCUAGUCGAGAAGAUGGCAGAGCUGGUCAAUAGCAAGGUGGUGGAGGGGGUGAGUGACAUCCGGGACGAGAGCGACCGGGGGGGCAUGCGCGUGGUGGUGGAGGUGAAGCGCGGCGCCACCCCCAUGGCCGUGCUGGCGUCGCUGUACAAGCACACGCAGCUGCAGUCGCGUUUCAACUGCAACCUGGUGGGCCUGGUCAAUGGCGAGCCCAAGGAGAUGACUCUCAGAGACUUUUUUCAAGUCUUUCUGGACUUCCGCUGCCAGGUCAUCGAACGCCGAACCAGGUUCCAGCUUCGGAAGGCCGAGGAUCGGGAGCAUUACGUGCAGGGUCUGCUGAUUGGUCUGGGAAGCCUGGAUCGAAUGGUGGAGAUCCUCAGGGCUGCCGCCACUCCCGCUGAUGCGGCUGCCACCCUCCAGCAAGCCCUCGGCUUAUCCCCCAUACAGGCUGAUGCACUUCUCAGUACACCACUCCGGCGGCUCACUUCCCUUGAAGUGUCUAAACUGGAGGAGGAGCACGCGCGUCUGAAGGCAGACAUAGCAGACCUGCAAGGGCUGCUGGCGAGCAGAAAGAGGAUUCUGCAAACUGUGAAGCGAGAGGCCCAGGCGCUCAAGGACGAGUUUGGGGGGCCGAGGAGGACGAGGAUAGAGGCGGAUGGGAGUGCAGGGGACUUGGAUCCUUCUGACGUCAUCCCCAAUGACACCGUGCUGCUGCCCGUUCUGGAAGGGACUGCAGCACUGCCUCCUCCCUUCAAUCCCUCCACUCCCUCCGUUUCCCACUCCUCCCCUCAUCAGAUCGUGCCUCUGCAGGACUCAGAGCGCAUCACCUCGAUGCUGCCAGUGGGUGAUUUCUCAGAAGACGCCUAUCUCGUCAUGAUGACGCGAGGGGGCUUCAUCAAGCGCACUGCGCUGCAUGCAUUCAGUGACACUCGCAAGAGCGGUCUGAUCGCCAUUCAGCUGGGCGACGGCGAUGAGCUGGCGUGGGUGCGGAGGGCAACAGCUGGCGACUCCCUAUUGGUCGGCUCGCAGUUUGGCAACAUCGUUCGCUUCGCGUGUGACGACGACCAGCUGAGGCAGAGUGGGCGCACGGCGAGGGGAGUGAGGGCCAUGCGACUCAGGGAGGGCGACAUCGUCGCUGCCUUGGAGAUCGUGCCAGCUGUCGCCUCUGAGUCCAAGGAUGGGGGCCCGUGGGUGGUGAUGGCCACUCGCAACGGGAUGGGAAAACGUGUUCCCACGAACCUGUUUGCCAACCAGCGGAGGGGAGGCGUGGGCGUGAAAGGCAUCAAGUUGGGCGAGGGGGAUGCACUGGUGGCGCUGCGUCUGGUGGGGGAGGGCACUGCUGACAGAGACGGCACUGACACUGCAAAUGGGGAACUACUAGUUGGCAGCGACGGGGGUAUUAUCAACCGGCUGCGAGUGCGAGACAUCCCCAUCCUCUCCCGCACCACCCGGGGGUGUCGCCUCAUGCGCAUCGCCCCUGGGGAUAGCCUGGCGUCGCUGUCGCUCGUGCCGGGUGCUGCUGAGGGGGAGGAGGAUGACGAUGGGGAUGGGAUGCCGUUAGUGGUGCCGGAAGGAGGGGUGAGUGAUGAGGAGGGAGGAGAGAGUGAGGAGGAAAAGGUGGAGGGAGGGAGCAGAGUAAAGGCGAAAGCAGAGCAAUAG
Messenger RNA from Closterium sp. Yama58-4, 2748 nucleotides. Lineage: Eukaryota; Viridiplantae; Streptophyta; Zygnematophyceae; Desmidiales; Closteriaceae. The record is from the annotation of a GenBank genome assembly.